This is a messenger RNA of Solanum tuberosum (potato), 1498 nucleotides long. Its product is annotated as serine/threonine-protein phosphatase PP2A-2 catalytic subunit. The coding region runs from base 330 to 1250 and encodes 306 amino acids. The transcript has 6 exons. NCBI's taxonomy places the organism in Eukaryota, Viridiplantae, Streptophyta, Magnoliopsida, Solanales, Solanaceae. The record is from RefSeq and is a predicted model, not a curated record. Gene Ontology annotation, molecular function: protein serine/threonine phosphatase activity.
UUUGCUGCAUUUUUUCUAAUAGAGAGAGAAAGGAGAGAGAGGGGAAAAUGAAGAAGAACAUCAAUAUCACCAGAUGAUUUGGAGAUUCAAACCCUAGCGCUUUAUCAAUAUUCAAUCUCUUUGUAUUUUUUUGAAUUUUGUUCUGUUUAAUUUUUAUUUUUUUGUUACGUAUAUUUCGUUUGAUUGAUAUCAGCUGAAUAUUCACCGUUCGAUCUUCGAUCGGUUCGAUUCUCUGAUCGGUCGGCGUGAAGUUUUCAGAUCGGAGAUUGUGAGGAAAGGAAAAAAUUCUGUUAAAGCUCUAGAGAGUUCUAGAGGAAUCUGGAAAAAAAAUGCCGUCUCAUGCAGAUCUAGAUCGGCAGAUCGAACAAUUGAUGGAGUGCAAGCCGUUAUCGGAAGCGGAUGUGAAAACUCUAUGUGAUCAGGCGAGGGCUAUACUUGUUGAGGAAUGGAAUGUUCAGCCGGUGAAAUGUCCGGUGACUGUUUGUGGUGAUAUUCAUGGUCAGUUUUACGACCUGAUUGAGCUGUUUCGGAUUGGAGGAAAUGCUCCUGAUACUAAUUAUCUCUUCAUGGGCGAUUAUGUUGACCGUGGAUACUAUUCAGUGGAGACUGUCACACUUUUGGUUGCUCUGAAGGUUCGUUAUAGAGAUAGAAUCACGAUUCUUAGGGGAAAUCAUGAAAGCCGGCAAAUCACCCAAGUGUAUGGUUUUUAUGAUGAAUGCUUGAGGAAAUAUGGCAAUGCAAAUGUUUGGAAGUAUUUCACUGAUCUUUUUGAUUAUCUACCACUAACAGCACUCAUAGAGAGUCAGAUAUUCUGUUUGCAUGGAGGACUCUCACCUUCUCUGGAUACACUGGAUAAUAUCCGAGCGCUGGACCGUAUACAAGAGGUUCCACAUGAAGGGCCAAUGUGUGAUCUCCUGUGGUCUGAUCCAGAUGAUCGGUGUGGUUGGGGAAUAUCACCUCGAGGGGCUGGUUACACCUUUGGACAGGAUAUAGCAUCUCAAUUCAAUCACACCAAUGGUCUCACCCUGAUUUCUAGAGCUCAUCAGCUUGUGAUGGAGGGUUUCAAUUGGUGUCAGGAUAAGAAUGUUGUGACGGUAUUUAGUGCUCCAAACUAUUGUUACCGGUGUGGUAAUAUGGCUGCCAUUCUAGAAAUAGGCGAAAACAUGGAGCAGAAUUUCCUUCAGUUUGACCCAGCUCCUCGACAGAUAGAGCCCGACACUACAAGGAAGACUCCAGAUUACUUUUUGUGAUUCCAAUAUCUGCGCUUGUUUGGCUGCAGGUAUGUUUCAGAAGUGGAGUUUUGCUGGUUGAGGAUUAUUCUCGAGACCAUUCUUUUGUUUGGAGCUCGACUUCACUUUAUGCCAGUAGCUCACUAGAGUUGACGAAAUUCCCUGAGUGGUUUUUCAUGUAUAUUUUUCAAGUGGAAGCAACAUGGUACAUUCUAUUCUGUAAUUUGAAAUCUACCGUAAAAAGCAGUUUUUUCCCCCUCAAUGUCCAA